UCUGUCGGAUUCAUGCAUGCACACAACUCAAUUAUUAUGCAGCCCAAUUAUUUAAUGCAACUCUGAUUGUUAUCUUAUCUCUGCAUUACUCUCUCUAUAUAAGGGUGUCGAAAUUCAGAUAUGUUUCGUAGCCAUUCUCAACUUAUAUUCAAGAGAAGAAAUUAGAGUAUUAAUUCCAAAUGGAACCAACAUCCCAAUCCUUUUCUCACCCAAAACCCAUUUCUUUGAAAGAGGAGCAACGUCGCUCAGCAAAUUAUCAUCCAAGUAUUUGGGACCCUUCUCUUAUAAAAUCCUUUACCACUCCUUACACGUAUGAAUUCCACGCUACUGAAUUGAAAGAGCUGAAACAAAAAGCUGGACAUUUGUUUGCCUCAACCAAAGACACUGCUGCCUUGUUAAAGCUAAUUGACUCGUUGCAGAGGCUUGGAGUGGCCUACCAUUUUGAGAAACAGAUUGAAGAAGCUUUGAAUCAAUUUCAUGUUGAUCAGAAUGUCUCCAACGACCUUUCCAUUGCUGCGUUGCAUUUUCGACUUCUACGAGAGCAUGGUUAUCCAGUUAGUGCAGAAGUUUUCCAGAAAUUCAAAGGUGGAGAUGGGAAAUUCAUGGAUAGCUUAAGUGGGGAUGUUGAAGGGCUUUUGAGCUUGGAAGAAGCUUCAUUCUUGGGAGUAAAAGGGGAAAAUUUUCUUGAAGAAGCAAAGGGAUUCACCAGUGAAAGUCUCAAGGCUUUACUAGGGAAACUUGACGAAGUUAAGGCUAAGCAUGUUCAACAGUCGCUGGAGGUUCCACUUUAUUGGAGGAUGGAAAGGAUUGAAGCACGAAACUUCAUUGACUCCUACCAGAGGGAUGAUACACACCGCUCAGUUUUGCUUGAGUUGGCCAAGUUAGACUACAAUCUUACCCAAUCAGCUUACCAGAAAGAGCUGAAAGAACUAGCAGACUGGUGGAGGGAAUUGAACUUCAAGGAGAAGCUUAGUUUCAGCCGAGAUCGAUUGAUGGAAAUAUAUUUCUGGGCUACAGGGUUAAGCUUUGAGCCCCGAUAUGCCAAAUGCAGGAUAUGCGCCACCAAAUAUGCAUGCCUAGCAACAGUAGUUGAUGACAUUUAUGACAUAUAUGGAUCUCUUGAUGAACUUGAAAGUUUCACAAAUGCAGUGAUCGGGUGGGAUAUGAAGGCCGUCGAAGAACUUCCAGAGUACAUGAGAGUAAUGUUCUCGGCCAUGUCCAACUUCACUAAUGAAUUAGCCCACGACACCUUGAAAAGUCAUGGCCUGAAUGUUCUGCCCUACAUCAAGGAACAGUGGACUAUACUAUGCAGAGCACAUAUCACAGAGGCCAGAUGGUUUUAUGGAGGUCACACUCCAACUUUUGAUGAAUAUAUAAAAAAUGGAUGGAUAUCAAUUGGAAGUCUUGGAGGAUUGGUUCUUCUUUGUUUUGUAGAGGCAAACUCCAUGGUUGAUCAAUUUCCACAUUGUCUCGAUGACUUUUCUCAAUUAUUUUACUGGUCAUCCCUCAUUACUCGACUCAGCGAUGAUCUGGGUACCUCCAAGGCUGAGAUGGAGAGAGGGGACAUACCAAAAGCAGUGCAGAGUUACAUGAUUGAAAAAGGAGUGUCAGAAGAAGAAGCACGAGAUCAUGUGAAAAACAUGAUAAGCUAUUCAUGGAAGAAGAUCAAUGAGGAAAUAGUUGACAAAUCUUUCCCUCAAAUUAUUGUGAACUUAUCAAAGAACAUGGCUAGAACUGCACAAUGCAUGUACCAGCAUGGAGAUGGAGUCGGUACGUCCACUGGAGUGACUAAAGAUUGUAUUGUUUCAUCCAUCCUUAAGCCCAUUCCCAUAUAAUAAGAAUAUGGAAAUUGUUUUAGAUGUUAUAUCGAGGGAGUAUUUUUUUUUUUAACACUUUUUGGCUGUAAAAGUGUUAAAUAUAUUAGAAUGUUGUUGUAGGAAAUAAAUGAAUGUUAUUACGGUCCUCAAUGGGUGACCAAAUGAUAAUAUUUGUUAUUAAACUUGGAUUGUAUUUUUCAUCUAUUCUUAUAUCCAUUCCAAUUCAAU
This is a messenger RNA of Durio zibethinus, 2045 nucleotides long. RefSeq names its product putative terpene synthase 9. Gene Ontology annotation, biological process: diterpenoid biosynthetic process. NCBI's taxonomy places the organism in Eukaryota, Viridiplantae, Streptophyta, Magnoliopsida, Malvales, Malvaceae. Gene Ontology annotation, molecular function: magnesium ion binding; terpene synthase activity. The record is from RefSeq and is a predicted model, not a curated record.